Molecule: messenger RNA, 9017 nt
Organism: Grus americana (Whooping crane)
Lineage: Eukaryota; Metazoa; Chordata; Aves; Gruiformes; Gruidae
Gene: GAB2
Product: GRB2 associated binding protein 2
Exons: 10
Coding region: 113-2155 (680 amino acids)
Source: RefSeq, a predicted model, not a curated record
ACAUCCACCCAUCCAUCCAUCCAUCCCCCCACCCACCGCCCUCCAUGGGCCGGCGCUGCCGGCGCUGAACGCCGGGGGAGGCAGCGCCCGGCGGCGCUCCCGGGCUGCCGCGAUGAGCGGCGGGGAGGUGGUUUGCUCGGGCUGGCUCCGAAAGUCACCGCCGGAGAAGAAGUUACGGAGAUACGCAUGGAAGAAACGCUGGUUCAUCCUGCGCAGCGGUCGGAUGAGUGGCGACCCCGAUGUCCUGGAAUACUACAAAAAUGACCACUCCAAGAAACCUUUGCGUGUGAUCAACCUCAAUUUCUGCGAACAAGUGGAUGCGGGCCUGACCUUCAACAAGAAGGAGCUGCAAGACAGCUACAUCUUCGACAUCAAGACCAGCGACAGGACCUUCUACCUGGUGGCUGAGACAGAGGACGACAUGAACAAGUGGGUUCGCAGCAUCUGCCAGAUCUGUGGCUUCAACCAGUCUGAGGAGAACACAGACACCCUGAGGACCAUUGCCUCCAUGAACCACGCACCGCGGUCCUCCCCAGCAGAGCUCAGUGGUGCCAGCCACCACCUGCUGCGAGAGCGCAAGUCCUCAGCGCCGUCCCACUCCAGCCAGCCCACCCUGUUCACUUUCGACUCACCCUCCAGCCACCUCCAGAGCACCCUGUCUGCCAGUGCCCCCCAGGACUACCUUUUCCUCCACCAGUGUAUGAGCAGAAAGUCAGAAAACACAAGGAGCGCCAGCUUCUCCCAAGCCACGAGGUCUGCUUUCUUCAUGCGGAGUGACACAGCAGUCCAGAAGCUCUCGCAGGGCAAUGGGCACUGUGUGAACGGGGUUGGCGGGCAGCUCCACGGCUUUUAUAGCUUACCGAAACCCAGCCGGCACAACUCAGAGUUCAGGGACAGUGCGUACGACCUCCCACGCACCUUUGGUUCCUACACCCACCCCAAGUCGAGCCUCACCAGCUCCGAAACAGAUAAUGAGGAGGUCUACACCUAUAAGACUCCCAACAACACCCUAUGCAAGGAGUUUGGGGAGCUCUCCACGGACUCCUAUGACAUCCCCGCCACCCCGCUCUCCAUCUACCAGAUCCCCAGGACAUUUACACUGGACAAGAACCACAACGCUCUGGCGGUGGCUGCCAGCGACUCGCACGCCGCACCGCCCCCACGGCCCCCGAAACCCGGGCAAACAGAGCCGCGGUGGGGCAGCCCGCCCCAGCGGCCCCAGCCCAGCGAAACCUUAGGGCUGACCCCCAUGGCAGCCACCAUUCCCCGGAGAAACACGCUGCCGGCGGUGGAGAACAGCAGGCUGCACCGAGCUUCUUCUUGCGAGACAUAUGAAUACCCCCAGCACGGGGGCAGCAGCGCUGUGCAGUCAGUUGAGUCGAUGAACGACGGGUACAACUCCUACCUGCAAGCCAAGGCAGCAGUGGCCCGCUCCCACAGCACUGACUCCGAGGACAACUACGUCCCCAUGAACCCUGGUUCCUCACCCCUGAUCCACACUGAGAAAGCCAACGACAAUGCCCAAAAUCUCUACAUCCCCAUGAGCCCUGGGCCGCAUCACUUUGACCUGGUGGGGUUGUCCUCGGCCACCCUCCCUGUGCAUAAAGGAGGAGCCAUGGCGCAGUGCCACAGACGGUUGAGUGAAAUCCAACCCCCACCAGUCAACCGCAACCUCAAACCUGACCGGAAAGCAAAGCCAUCGCCACUGGACCUGAGGAACAACGCUGUCAUCGAUGAGCUUCCCUUCAAAUCGCCAGUCACGAAGUCCUGGUCCAGGCCAAUCCAGACCUUCAAUGCCGGCUCUUUGCAAUACUGUCGUCCUGUCUCCUCCCAGAGCAUCACCAGCACUGACUCGGGAGACAGCGAGGAGAACUACGUGGCGAUGCAAAACCCCAUUUCUGCUUCUCCUGUUCCUAGUGGCACCAACAGCCCAGCGCCUAAAAAGAGUUCAGGGAGUGUGGAUUAUCUGGCCCUGGACUUCCAGCCAAGCUCUCCAGGGCCACACAGAAAGCCCUCCACUUCAUCAGUCGCCUCAGAUGAGAAGGUUGAUUACGUGCAAGUGGACAAGGAGAAGACGCAGGCACUGCAGAGCACCAUGCAGGAGUGGACUGAUGUGCGGCAGUCCUCGGAGCCCGCCAAGAGCACGAAGCAGUAGCGCCCAGAGUGGGCAGCGAAACAGGCAAAUGUUCUGGUGGUUUUCCCCAGCUGGGGCCCCGCUGGGCUUCCAGCUCCACUUGGGCUGGAUUUCUAAGACUUGUCUGUGGAGGGGAGGGGGUCUUCAUUAUUUUUUUUCUUUUAAGACAAAAAGAAACUUAAUUUCAGGGGAAGACUUGUCGGAAACUCUUUGCCAGUGAUAAAGACCAACUGUGUUUGGUGGCUAGGUUUGUGCUUUACCUGCUGGAUGCACUAUCCAGGAACGUUAACUUAGCAAUACCAGGUUUCACCCUACACAUCUUUUGCUUACAGCUAUUAAAGCCACCUUAUAUGUGCUAACACUGCAUCAUCUCUCCCCGUCUUCUUCCAUACCAUACCCCCAAACCGUGCCAUGCAGGUUUGUAGCAUCUCUCACAGGCCAUCAUUCCCCAGCUCUGAUUCCCCACUCCUUAUGGUCGCCCUCCUCUGCCUUCUCCCAACCCCAAAACUGAACAAGGACAAUUCCUUUUGAAAUCACUUUCGUUGUCCCAUCUCUUGUAAAUAAUAUGUUCAAAACCUCUGAAGGCUAUUCUCCUCCUGGGGGGAUAGCCCCUAUGUUUUCGGUUGUGGUUGUGAACCUUCAUGAGCUUGAAGAGCACCCAGACUGUCCCAUUGAGCUGACUUAGAAGCCCAGGACUUGCCCCAUCUGUAUGCCACACACAUAUAUGCCAGCACAUGUUCACACACAUGCAUGCGUGAAACAGCCAAGUUUGUUGAGCUGUCUUCUGCUGUUGAUGCUUCGAGCAUCUCUCGAAGUCAAUGGGCUGGAGAGAUUGGCUUUGGAUAGCAGAAUUUAAGCCCUGACCCACUGCCUAUCUGAAACCAAUUGCCUGUGAACCUGGCCCUAAGAACCAAAAUUUGCCCUUUGUGGCACCAAAAGAAGCCCAUAGAGUGAGAGUCCUACAUCCGUGGCUGUCAUGAGAAGCUCUGUGGUUGAGUAUGAGGAGCGCAGGGAGGCUCUGGAGACUCUGUAUAUCUGGACUGUCAUGAGGAUGAGUGACAAGGAGGGAGUGGGAGGCUGUUGCGAGGACCGGGAGAAGGUGGAUGUUGUUCUGCAGAGGCUGGUCUUGGGUGAGGAGGUCUGGUGGGGUGUAUCCUGGAGGAAAGGAGGAGAGUAAUUGAAAUGUUGGUUGAUGGUGAGGCUUUAGGCUUAGGAAGAGGCUGGUCAGAAGUGUCAGGGCAAGGUGUUUCAAUAUUAGCUUUAAUGUAGCAUUACGGUUGGUUUGUGGUGGGUGCAAAGGGCUGGACUAGCUAUUUUCUCCCCAUGUUCAGCAACGUGUCUUCAACACAGAAAUGGGGCUUGUUGACAUUAACAACCUUAGGCUCUAAUUAUGGAUGGGAAUCUGCUGUUGUCCCUCGCCAGCGUCCUUGACACAUCCAGGCUUUGGGAUCACUCCCCAGGCAGCUGCCAGGCGCAGAGAGCCAAGAAGGAAGAGACAGUUUAUUGCAGAGAUAAUAAUUCAUGAUCUCAUGAAAACAGAAAGGACUAAUGAUUGCCAUGGAGCAGCCUGAUUGCCAGACAGCAAGCGCUGACACAGAUAAACAGGCCGACCACAAACUGAGAGCCAAAUAAAGGAGACGUUAGAAAGAUUAGGCAAUAAUAUUUAUUAAAUAGCUGGAGCUAUUCUUUCUCCAAGCUGAUCCCCUCCCAAUGCCACGGGCUCUACGUUCCACCACCACCACCAAGUUAUAUUGGUUAUUGAUGCUUAAGAGUUAACACAUUUGUUUAAGCUUCGCCUGAGUUUGGAAAGGGCCAGACAUCACCCACACAAGGAUGGGAUACUAGUCCCUUAAGGGCUGCGUGUGGGUAAAAUAAGUCUUGAAUUUCCAACACCAGUUUAUAUUUUCUUCUUGCAUGCCAUGAAAGGGAAGGAUAUUAAUGGAAAAGUGCUGACAAACCUUUUAAGACAUUGAAGUGUUGGCCUUUUACAGGAAUAAUGAAACAAAUAUCCUAAUGUUCAUGGUAAAAAUAAUAAUCAUCUAGGAGAAAACAAAAAAGACCCAAAGGGGAAGAUUUAGCACAGCCAGAUGCUUUCUGAAGGUCGGGGAGCGUGUUACAGCCUGGAAGGGCCUUUGCCUCUCAUUGGAGGCUUGCACACUUGCAUGAUGAGAUAAUGAAAUGAAGACCAGAGUACAGUGCUUCAUAUUUCUAUAGCCCCUUUCAUCACUGCAUCUCAGGGGAGACUAAACAUUGGGCCUGAUCCAGAGCCCACUGACGUAUGUGUUCACCCAGCUGGGAGUGAGCUCCCCAUCCCCACUGAAAAGCAAAUGUGACUCAAGCGGGAAGCUGAUUUUUUCCUAUUUCAUCCUCUAAACUGCUAGGCAGACACAAAGGAAGAUGAGGAUCGGGGAGAAGGGUUAUGGGGCACACUGGCUGUAUUUCCCUGCCAAAACUGUGCUGUUUGCCUCCUCUCACAGUAAAAUGCAGCCACCUCUGGGAUGGAUUGCAGCGGCAAUUUUGGGAAUAGCCCUUUUUGCUGCUUUGAGCCUCUCUCAGUAAAACAGUGCGACUAUUCUCGAGGUGAAACUGAGCCCAGCUCCAGGCCAAAAAAAUCUUGAACUGGACCAGAAGCUUGGACGAAUCAAGUGACAGCCCAUGCUCAGAUGGAGUCGUGUUGUCUGCUCCACCUGGGAGAUGGGGAGCUCAACAAGUCCCAAAAGUACCCUGAAAGUGGGCAGGCAAGGGGGAGGCAACAGCAGUAGUCAUUUCUGAUGGUGCAGUGGCCUGAGAGACAACGCAAUGGGUGGGGAUGCAUUCUGGUGAGUCGGUGCCCUGUGCUUCUGUGCUGGGACUAGGUGCAUCUAGUGCCCACUCCCACAUUUAACCCAAAGCGUUAAUUAAGAUUACAAAAGCCCUUCAUGGUACCGCUUUCAUGAUCAUCCCCAGUAACUAGCCCUUUGCAUUUGGCAGACCAAGGACCAAAACAGCCCAAAAGUAGCUAUUUUUCAGCUGCUGGUUGCUGGCCCCUCUCUGCUUUGCCUAUGUUUUCCCAGAAACAGAUAUAUUCCUUCAUUUUUUUCCCUGCUAAGUACCAAGCAAAUGGCCCCUCCAAACUCUGUAGCAGCCCAUAGACUCUAUGCAUUGCCAUAUAGACAUGACUAUAUCAACCCCUCCCGAAAGCCGUUAAGUAAUCAAUGGCCGCAGUGGAAAUAGUCAUUCCUGACGGCUGCCGAGCUGAUUACAGUAGUCCCUGAUGAUUAAUGUUUGUGCAGUAUUUAGUCUUAAACCAUAUUGAAAAGCAGCUGGUUUAAUUACACGGACUGCCAAGAACUUUGUCCUGAAGGCAUUGAGUUUAUUACAUCCACUCUAUACUUGGAUGCUCAAGUAUGACUGACUCUUUUGUUAGAAAUAGGUAUUUUAAGAAGCUGAGAACAUCACAAAUGAUUCAUUUUAAUUGCAAUUAAAAAAGCUUGAGUCUUCAUGUCAGAGCCUGCUCUUCAGGUCUACGGUCCCAUUUAACAAAAGGGAUGUGCUUGUGUGUGUGUGUGUGCUCAUGGAGAAGGGUUGUCUGUGGGACAAACAUCAUGACCUGAAUAUUUAGUUUUAUGAAAUACCAGAGCCAUGGCUCAGAACUCUCCCCAAGCUUUAAAAUGACUAAGCCAGGCUUAGACUUAGUCUCAAGUCAGAGAAAGAAAAUACACGAGUGCGGAUUGUGCCAUGGCAAAGCUGAGCAUCUGGCAGACAGGGCCAAAUCCAGAGCCAGAACCAAAAGGUAGCUAAGGCUUGGGUUGACUAGGGGCUCACUGGGAUGGACUUGGACCCAAGACCACCAGCCACUGACAAGGAUUGUAUAUGGGGGAAUAUGAAGUUGGGAGGACAGAAGGCAGGGGAGUUUGCCAGCAAGAUUUGAGUCUUGGUCCUCACCAUGUGCUCCUUUGGCAUGAGCCCCAAGUCAAAUAUAUAGAGAUGAUUUGUGGGUUGUGGAGCAGGGUUUUGCUCAGUAAAAGCCUUGCACUGGUGGGAUGGGAGCUCCCACUGCUCUAGAGACUUACCCAGGGCACUUCCCUCUCAAGGGGGUCAUCCUGUCCGACAACAUGAUGCCUCAACGCUCUGACUUUCAGGGAGUCCUGGUCUAUGCACCCAGCUCUGAGCUGGGCAGGAGAAGCACUACCAGAGAUGGGGUGUGGACCCGGACAUGCUGGGAGACACCUUGCUCUGGGGCAGCAGUGCCAUGGUUUCACAGGGUUGUCCCAUGAGGUGCCACCUCCAUCCUUGGAGCUUUUCAAGACCAGGCUGGAUCAACCCCAUAGCUGACCCUGCUCGGAGCAGGGGGUGGGACUAGAGACAUCUCUUCCCCCCCCCAGUUUACCCUGACACCCUGUGCUGCUAGGGCUGAGCAGAGACUCCUCCAUGUGAGGGAAGGGACCAAAGGUAUUGCCUAGAGCCCUGUAGCAGGGCCAGGGCCUCUUCUCUGGCCGUGAAGCCAAGUGGCAAGGCAAAGAUCAACCCCUAAGUCCAUAACCCCCAGAGGGGGGACCUAAUCCACACUGGGGCCAUCCCUUGCACCUGGGAGAGGGCUGGCUGGCCCAGACCAAGUCAUCCAGGACGUGGACACACAGUCCAAGCAACUGCGGGACAACUUGAACCUGUAAAUUUGUUAGGGUAGACAUCAACCCAGAGCUCUCUGCAGCCCUACGCCAGCCCCUACACCCUGGCGUCCCUGUCCCUUGAGCAUACCAGGAAGACUUGGCUCCCUUUGGCCCCCCAUUGACCAUGGCUCCUUGGGAAUGGUAGAGCCAUGCCCGGGUCUUAUGUAGCGGUGGACUUUGGCAGGAAGAUGUUUAAAUAGCUCCCAGGUCCUGUCUGACCUUCCUGGCCUAGAAGACAAAUAAGAGGAUGGUUUUCUCAAGUCAUGCUUGCAUUGUGUUGAUGUUUUCCCACCUGGUGAUGUUACUAUUCCAUGUAAAAGUUGACGCUCACCUGCACUGUGUGAUCCGUUGGAAGGAUGUUGUCUGGAUGAGAUGGGUGCAGUGGGGCUGUGCCUAUGGAGAAGCCCUACUUGUAACAGGAAGGGGAAAGAGCCGAGCCUAACCCCAACCCCAGCCAGAGGACACACACGGCCAUCAAAGAGCCGUCAAGAAAAUCAGAGAGACCAGUCCAGCAUCAAAUCACAAGGGCAAAUAACCAAGUUUAGGGCCUCUGGUGAGUCUGCAUGUCUCUCUUCUCUGCCCAGAAAGCACCAACCUGUCCACAUGUACACAAUGAUCUUGCAACUGUUAAUGAGGUUCUUGCAGGUAAAGACAUGCACCUUUUCGUCAUGAUUUCUCCUUGGCCUGGAGCAAUUCAUCCCUCCAUCAGCUUGUCCUUGGUGUCUCAUCCUUGUAGUCGCAAUUUUAUCUCCUUGUUUGCAACUCCUAGAGUUAUACUGUUAAUCAGGUUGCUCCUUCACUCGCUGCUCUUGAGAAGAGUCAGUAUGUAGCAAGGUGUCACCAAAUAGCUCUCCCCGCCCUGCCAACCCAUGGCUAGCUGGUUCUGGCACAUGGUGUCCAAAUUUUAACACCAGCCAGCAACAUCUGGAGCAGAAACUGGGCCACAUGGCUCCAUCUCUUGAGCUAAAAGAUCUUCUCAAUGGCCUUGCUUGCAAUCAGCAGGCUCUUCAUUUUUCAUGCAGCCCAUUGCUAAUAUAUAACAGGUUCAUUUGUAGGCCAGCAGGUUGACUAUAUGGGAGAAUUUUUCCCCAAGAUGAAGAGACAAGAAACCAUCAUUUUUAUUGUCGUUCUUUGGGUGGCACCACACUGUAUCUUCAGGUGGGAUGAGUGGGUUCAUUUGAACUCUGUAUCCCGCUUUUACUCUGGCUUGUAAAACGAAGAUUUUUAGUACUUAUUUCCCCACCUCACAGAUGCAUCGUGAGGUGUAAUUAAUUGACAUCUAAUAAUGCAAAGAGCUGUUUUGAGUCUGCAUGUAAUGGCUGGUCAGCAUGUCGUGUUACCCCGUUGUCAUGCUUAGCAUCACACACGACACUGCACAUCCCGCUCCGCAAAAUUCAUUAAAAACCACUCAUCCUUAAUUACCAAGGUGGAAAAAAACUUAGCAGGAUUUUCUCCUGAGCGAGGGGAGUGGGGUAAAAGCCAUUUGCACAGUUUCAGCAUUCUGCUGCCACAUUGACCCUGAAAAUACCACAUUUUGUUUGAGAGCCCUUUGGACGUGGUGGCUGAAGCACCGUCAAGGAGAGGGGAAGGGAGCAGGACCCUGGGCUCCACGGGGAGCCUGCCGAUGAAUUCCGUAGGGUUAGGACCAAACCUAUAGAGUAGUUAUGUCCCACUCAACCCAGCCCUUGGCGAAGUCAACAGGUCCCCAUUGACUUUGGGCAUCGUUGUGUGGGAACGGAUCCAGCCAAAUUAGGGUAGUUUUCUCCAUUUGUUUCUUAACCUGCUGCGAGAGGGGGUCGGAGCCCCGGCUUUGAAGCCGUCGUGUCGGCAGCCAAUUCGCAGGGAUGUUUUGUGUGUUUUAAAGCCUAUGACUGUUCUUAAAGAGGAGUAUUUUUAAUUUUUUUUUUCCAUUUGUAGGAGGAAGGACAAGAGUAAUCUGUGGCAAACUGUACAGUAUGUGUCUUCUUGUGGUGUCACUGUUUGAAUGGUUGUUAAGUUUUCAAAUCACUGUGGACAGCUAAUCACUUAAGUUAUUAAUUUAUUCUUUGGGGUUUUGUUGUUUGUUUUUUUAAGUAAUUUGAAACAAUUAUUUAUCCUGUAAAUUGGUCUUGAGUGAAGCCUAGAUAAUACAUUUUUUGCUGUUAAUAAACAUGGUACAUGCCUGAUGUGAAGGUGAUCUCAUUUUUAAGUACUGUAUAUGCAGCGGGAAAGCAACGGAAAAAUAAAAGAAUGAU